AUGACAAAGCUCUCCGCUCUUCUCAUCUCCGCCAUCUUAGCUUCAGGCGUAUUGGCAGCACCUCUCGCUCCGAACAGUGAGUAUCCCAUCUUCAAACGAACAGAUGAGAUCCUCGCGGUACUGACAACGACGGCCGUCAUAGUGCCCAUCAAGGCGCGAAGUGAUCUCGAUUGGCUUAACAUGGAGACGAAGCGCGAGGCCGACCCUGCCAUUCAAUAUGUUGGCAGCAAACGCGAAGCCGAACCCGCAAUUCAGUAUGUUGGUAGCAAGCGAGAAGCUGGAGCUGAGCCUGCCAUUCAGUACGUUGGAAGCAAACGCGAAGCUGUCGCCGAACCUGCAAUCCAAUACGUUGGAAGUAAGCGUGAAGCAGCAGCUGAACCUGCUAUCCAAUAUGUUGGUAGCAAACGCGAGGCCGAAGCCGAGCCAGCGAUUCAGUACGUUGGUAGCAAACGAGCUAUCCAGUACGUUGGUAGCAAGUGA
Alternaria burnsii is the source of this 480-nucleotide messenger RNA. RefSeq lists its product as uncharacterized. The transcript has a single exon. The record is from RefSeq and is a predicted model, not a curated record. NCBI's taxonomy places the organism in Eukaryota, Fungi, Ascomycota, Dothideomycetes, Pleosporales, Pleosporaceae. The coding region runs from base 1 to 480 and encodes 159 amino acids.